Molecule: messenger RNA, 2071 nt
Organism: Leptosomus discolor (cuckoo roller)
Lineage: Eukaryota; Metazoa; Chordata; Aves; Leptosomiformes; Leptosomidae
Source: RefSeq, a predicted model, not a curated record
CAAAAGGAGCAGCAUGUCUCCAAAGACAAAUACUCCGUCACUGGAGCCUCCAGUACAACGUUCCUGCCACUGGUAUCUCUGCUGUCCGGACGUACAGCACACAGCCAGUGGAGAACAAGGAAGAAGAGCCCCUGCACACCAUCAUCAGCAACACGGAGAACGUGAAAGGUGAAGCCUCUAAACAUGAGUUUCAGGCUGAAACAAAGAAACUGCUGGACAUUGUUGCCCGUUCCUUGUACUCAGAAAAGGAGGUAUUUAUCCGGGAGCUGAUCUCCAAUGGCAGCGAUGCGCUGGAGAAACUGCGUCAUCGGCUGAUGGCAGAAGGGAAGGCCUUGCCCGAGAUGGAGAUCCACCUGCAGACAGACAGUGGAAAGGGAACCAUCACUAUCCAGGACACAGGUAUGGGGAUGACCCAGGAGGAGCUGGUUUCUAACCUCGGUACCAUUGCUCGGUCAGGCUCAAAGGCUUUUCUGGAUGCUCUGCAGAGCCAAGCUGAAGCAAGUAGUAAAAUCAUUGGCCAGUUUGGAGUGGGUUUCUACUCAGCCUUCAUGGUGGCCGAUAAAGUGGAGGUGUUCUCACAGUCUGCAGAGCCGGGGAGCCCGGGCUACCACUGGUCUUCAGACGGUUCAGGAAUGUUUGAGAUUGCAGAAGCAUCUGGUGUCAGAACUGGGACUAAGAUUAUUGUACAUCUCAAAGAAGACUGCAAGGAGUUUGCAAAUGAAGACCGAGUCAAGGAGGUGGUGACAAAAUACAGCAACUUCAUCAGCUUCCCACUGUACCUCAAUGGGAGAAGGAUUAACACCUUGCAGGCACUCUGGAUGCUGGACCCCAAGGACAUCAGCGAGUGGCAGCACGAGGAGUUCUACCGCUUCAUAGCGCAGGCUUACGACAAGCCCCGCUACGUCCUGCACUACAAGACCGACGCUCCCCUCAACAUCCGCAGCAUCUUCUACGUGCCUGAGCAAAAACCAUCCAUGUUUGACAUCAGCAGGGAACUGGGCUCCAGCGUUGCCCUCUACAGCCGCAAAAUUCUCAUCCAAACCAAAGCUGCCGACAUCCUGCCUAAAUGGCUGCGUUUUCUUAGAGGUGUUGUGGACAGUGAGGAUAUACCCCUGAACCUCAGCAGGGAGCUGCUACAGGAGAGUGCCCUUAUCAGGAAGCUCCGAGAUGUUUUGCAGAAGAGGUUGAUCAAGUUCUUCAUUGACCAGAGCAAGAAGGACCCUGAGAAAUAUGCCAAAUUUUUUGAGGACUACGGGGUAUUCAUGAGAGAGGGGAUUGUCACGAUAGCAGAGCAGGAUGUCAAGGAGGACAUAGCAAAGUUGCUCCGUUACGAAUCGUCCGCCCUGCCCGCAGGUCAGCUGACCAGCCUGACCGACUAUGCCUCCCGCAUGAAGGCAGGGAGCAGAAACAUCUACUACCUGUGUGCGCCCAACCGGCACCUGGCUGAGCACUCCCCAUACUUUGAGGCCAUGAAGAAAAAGGACAUGGAGGUCCUGUUCUGCUAUGAGCAGUUUGAUGAGCUGACACUCUUGCACCUUCGUGAGUUUGACAAGAAGAAACUGAUCUCGGUGGAGACAGAUAUUGUUGUUGAUCACUAUAAGGAAGAGAAGUUUGAGGAGAGCCACCCAGCUGCAGAACGUCUGACGGAGAAAGAGGCUGAGGAUCUGAUGGCCUGGAUGAGAAAUGCCUUAGGCUCUCGAGUCACUGGUGUUAAGGUGACUACGCGGCUGGACACCCACCCUGCCAUGAUCACUGUGCUUGAGAUGGGGGCUGCCCGCCACUUUCUUCGCAUGCAGCAGCUGGCCAAGACCCAAGAGGAGCGUGCCCAGCUCCUGCAGCCCACCCUGGAGAUCAACACAGGGCAUGCUCUGAUUAAGAAGCUUAACGAGCUGAAAGACAGUCAGCCUGAUCUGGCCCAGCUAUUGCUUGAUCAGAUUUAUGAGAAUGCCAUGAUAGCAGCAGGACUGAAUGAGGAUCCCAGACCAAUGGUGAGCCGGCUGAAUGAACUCCUCACCAGAAUCCUGGAGAAGAACUGAGCCCCAGAAGACUGAAGGAUGAACUCUUUGCUGAU